AUGGCCGCAGCUCAAGAAUCCUGGUGGCAGAGGGCGGACUUGACCGUUUCCAAGGUCUUGUUCCAUUUGUUCUUUUGGGGUCUGCAUAUCGGUAUUUUUGCUGUAGGAUGGUACCUGCAGGCAUCAAAUCCAAAGCUGGCCUCGCUGAAUGCUCUUAGCUAUUCAGUCUGGAUAUCGCGAGGCGCAGGUCUCGUCCUUUCAGUCGAUUGCACUUUGAUUCUAUUUCCUAUGUGUCGGAACAUCCUCCGAUGGCUGAGACCACAGAUCAGAUGGCUACCACUAGAUGAGUCGGCGUGGUUCCAUCGACAAAUAGCCUACUCCAUGCUAGUGUUCACAGCUAUCCACACCGCUGCUCACUACGUCAAUUUCUACAACAUCGAAAAAGACCAAAUCCGCCCAGAACUUGCAGUGGCCAUCCAUUUUACUCGCGCAAGUGGUAUCACUGGUCAUGUCAUGCUCUUGUGCAUGAUGCUCAUGUAUACCACCGCACACCACCGCAUCCGCCAGCAAGCAUAUGAAACCUUCUGGUAUGGGCAUCACCUUUUUAUUCCAUUUAUGCUGGCACUCUACACCCACGCCACUGGGUGCUUUGUGCGAGACACCGCCAGCCCGAUCUCCCCUUUCGCAGGACAACAGUUCUGGGAUCAUUGCCUUGGCUAUGAAGGGUGGAGAUGGGAGCUGGUUAUCGGAGCUUUGUAUCUCUUUGAGCGACUUUACAGGGAGAUCCGGUCCCGGCGUGUGACGGUCAUCACAAAAGUCAUCCGUCAUCCUUAUGCUGCCAUGGAAAUCCAGUUCCAUAAACCAAGCAUGAAGUACAAAGCAGGACAAUGGGUAUUCCUCCAAGUACCUGAUGUUUCCAGUACCCAAUGGCAUCCAUUUACCAUUACCUCUUGCCCCUUCGAUCCAUACCUCAGCAUCCACGUCCGUCAAGUCGGAGAUUUCACUCGAGCCCUUGGAGAUGCUCUCGGUUGCGGUCCGGCCCAAGCCAAAGAUCUUGAAGGCCUCGACCCCAACGGCAUGUACGAAGUUGCCCUACAGAACGGACAGACCAUGCCCGCAAUUCGCGUGGAUGGACCAUAUGGAGCACCCGCAGAAGACGUCUUCGAUAACGAAAUCGCCGUCCUCAUCGGCACCGGAAUCGGUGUUACACCCUGGGCAUCUAUUCUCAAGAACAUUUGGCAUCUCCGUUCAAGUCCAAACCCUCCUCGCCGACUCCGACGUGUAGAGUUUAUUUGGGUCUGUAAGGAUACCUCGUCAUUUGAAUGGUUCCAAGCUCUACUAUCCUCCCUCGAAGCCCAAUCCGCCAACGCGGCUGCUAGCGAGGGAAGCACCGAGUUCUUGCGUAUUCACACAUACCUCACACAGCGUCUCGACGCUGACACCGCUGCAAAUAUCUACCUCAAUUCUGUCGGUCAGGCCCUCGACCCUCUCACCGAGCUAAAGAGUCGGACGAACUUCGGUCGUCCGGACUUCAAGCGACUUUUCACUGCUAUGCGUCUUGGCUUGUUGGACCAGUCAUACAUGACGGGUCUGCAGAGUGCUGCUACCACUGAGAUCGGAGUGUAUUUCUGUGGUCCUAAUACUGCUGCUAUGCAGAUUAGCGAUGCGGCCAAAUCUUCAUCAACCAAGGACGUCCGGUUCAAAUUCUGGAAGGAACACUUCUAG
This is a messenger RNA of Penicillium samsonianum, 1665 nucleotides long. RefSeq names its product putative NADPH oxidase (NoxA). NCBI's taxonomy places the organism in Eukaryota, Fungi, Ascomycota, Eurotiomycetes, Eurotiales, Aspergillaceae. Gene Ontology annotation, biological process: superoxide anion generation; defense response. Gene Ontology annotation, molecular function: superoxide-generating NAD(P)H oxidase activity. Bases 1 to 1665 code for a protein of 554 amino acids. The transcript has 4 exons. The record is from RefSeq and is a predicted model, not a curated record. Gene Ontology annotation, cellular component: plasma membrane; NADPH oxidase complex.